AAUUCUGCGACUCUAGAGGGCGCUAAGCAUCCCCAAACCUAAACAAAAAAUCGAUAUUCCAGUGAAAGCAGAGAGACUAUUGGAAAUUCGAGCAUCAAUUUAACGCGUAGGAGUCAAGCUAAGGAAUUGUCGCUAUAGAAACGCAAAUACGUCAAUUUUAUGUUAAUUUUUCGUUGUUUUCUCCAUAUGUGUUGCUAGUUCUCAUUAACAGGAAACGCCACUGUAGAGGGUUGUAUUUUUGUAUUUCACCUAUAUAGAGUGUAAACAAGCCUGGCCUCGGGCGCUAUCUGUGAGGCCGACAUUUACAUCACGACAGGACUGCGAUAAGAUGGAACGAAUGGCCACUAGGGCCAUGAUUAAAUUAACGUUGUGCGUGGGGAUAAUCCUCACGGUCCGGGGUGCCCCCCAGAGGAGAGACACCUCAAAAAUCCCCCUUAAAAUGCCUCAAGUCUCACCGAAAGUGAAAGAUACGUAUCUUUGCCACGCAAUAGAGACUAGUCAAAAGAACCCAACAUAUAUCACCGGGUUUGAACCAGAUGCCAAUAAAGACAUAGCACAUCACAUACUGAUCUACGGAUGCACGACCCCCGGGAGUCGGGAUAGCGUGUGGAAUUGUGGGGAAAUGGCCCAUACCACAGAAGAAUAUUCAACCGCAGGGGUAUGUGGGAGCGGAUCUCAAAUUGUGUAUGCCUGGGCAAUGGAUGCGCCUAGUCUCACAUUGCCGAAAGAUGUGGGCUUCAAAGUUGGCGGCGACUCGGAUAUCAAGUAUCUAGUCCUACAGGUCCAUUACAAGAACGUGGACAAUUUCCUACCGCCCAAGAAUGAGAAGGACAGUUCUGGUGUGACCCUCCUAACUACCAGCACCCCGAUGCCACGCUCAGCCGGUGUGUACCUACUGGGGACCGGCGGAAGUAUCCCCCCGAAAUCUGUGGAGUACAUGGAGACUGCCUGUGAACUGCGCGAGGACAUCGUGAUGCACCCCUUCGCCUUCCGAACACACGCCCACACACACGGUGAAGUGACCGCCGGAUAUCGUAUCAGAGACGGGAAAUGGACAGAAAUCGGCAGAAUGAGUCCCCACAAACCACAGAUGUUUUAUAACGUCACGAGUCCUGGUAUAGAGGUCCGCCAGGGAGACAUUUUGGCUGCUAGAUGCACAAUGAAAAAUGAUGAGUCAAGAACUAUCCAGAUUGGAGCUACCCAGAACGACGAGAUGUGUAAUUUCUACAUCAUGUAUUUUGUGGACGGAACACGAACCGCUGUAAACCACAACUGUUUCACGGCAGGACCGCCAUACUAUUACUGGGACAACUCGCCGCUUAAACACAAGAUGAAUCUCAAAGACGCCCCGCAAACAGCCAGUCUAAUUCCAGACAAAAACGUCUACCUCAAGAUCUCUUCUCCCUCACAUCCGGGUAUUUCGCAAAAGGAUGUGACGUUAGAUGAGAACCUACAAGACCGUCGCCUGGCACGUCUGCUGGACUACCUUAAUAAUGCGUAUGGCGAUCCCGACUACUAUCCACCAUUGUAGACACCACGUGUCUUCUCUGUUUAUGGGGCUCACUAUAUAAAGGGACUACUAUUUUUAUUUCUUCUUUAUUUUUAAGAAUGGGGCAAAGAAUACACACUAUAUAUUUUCCACUUUCUUAAUGACGUUCGGUUCAGCACAGUCGGUUAAGCGCACGCAUGCGUAUAACCCCCCCCCCCCCCCCCAAAUGGGUUAAGGACUGUCUGGUUGUUUUAUCUUUUUACUUUUUUUCUUUUAUCUUCAUAUGUACAGAAUUUUAGGAGUGCUUUUAAUGCCAGAUCUUGCAAAAUGCUGAAAAUUUUAAUGUAUGUUUUUAUAUUUUAAAACUUGAGCCACAGUUUUGCCAUCUUCGCUAGCCACGCGUUUUCGGUCCACUCUGUUCCCCUCUGUUGUUUGUGAGGAGAGUGCGGAUCAGAAACCCUUGACUUGGGAAGAUGCAGUUUUGCCCUUACUAAUCUAUUGUGUCCCAUUCGUCCUAAAGUGUACAUCCUAAAACGAAGGUCAAUUCUGUCUCAGUAAGGAUCCUUAUUUGAUAUCAUGGGAGAAAAAACGAAUUUGACAUAUAUAAAAUUUACUGCUUUUUUAGCGACAAGUGUUCAUUAUAUUUUGAUGUUCAAAUGAAUGUUCAAGGGACAAUUUGGUAUUGUUUAUUAUUACAAUGUUUAUUUCAAUGUUGGAUAUGUUUAAAUGUUUUAAAUAAAGUUUUCAAAAACUGCA
Molecule: messenger RNA, 2245 nt
Organism: Magallana angulata
Lineage: Eukaryota; Metazoa; Mollusca; Bivalvia; Ostreida; Ostreidae
Product: probable peptidylglycine alpha-hydroxylating monooxygenase 1
Exons: 13
Coding region: 329-1531 (400 amino acids)
Biological process (GO): peptide metabolic process
Cellular component (GO): membrane; extracellular region
Molecular function (GO): peptidylglycine monooxygenase activity; copper ion binding
Source: RefSeq, a predicted model, not a curated record